UUUAAACUACCGAUCCACUCGUUUAUCAGUGUUGAUGUGAACCAACCUGUUAUUUAAGAAACAAAAAGUGUGACAGCUAAAUAUUUCAGACGUCAUGUUCAUUUUAGUUUAGACUGUUUUACUUGUGAUAUUCACAAUUCACACAGAUUAUAAGGCAUACAUGGAUUGUGUAUCCCAUAAUUCAAUGCUUUCAGACAUUUAUGAAUUAUUCAUUUCUGUAGUAAAGCAGUGCCUUCACAGGUUGUCUCACAUUUGGCAACACCUUUACCUGCAGUAAGUGCUGAAAGACGCAUAAAGUGGUGCCAAACUGAAAGCAGUGGGAUCGAUGACAAAAGAGAGACGAUGAAGAUCACACACAUUUAAGGGCAUCGCACACACAACCACAAGGUCAGCUCGGAUCUGAUUAAGACAACCUGAAGAUUGGACACAUAUCAUACACACACAACUGACUGCUGCUAAAGGACCUAUAGACUUGAAUUGUACUGCUUUGACCAUGAUGGCGUCAAUAAAUGAUACUCUGUUCUGGGAUGUCACUUUAAACCACAGCUUUAUCAAACCCAACCUCUCGGAGUUACCGGAUACACAAGCCACAGAGAUGAACUGGCCAGCUUUGUUUAUUCUGGUUAUUAUAUUCUUCACUAUAGCAGGAAAUAUAUUAGUAAUAAUGGCAGUGUCCCUGGAAAGUAAACUGUACAAUGCAACCAACUUCUUUCUUUGCUCGCUGGCCGUGGCCGACAUGCUGGUGGGCUUUCUUGUAAUGCCAGUCUCAUUAAUCAGUGUCAUUUACAACCACAGCUGGCCUUUCCAUGAAGACCUGUGUCGCAUUUGGAUCUUCCUGGAUGUGCUUUUCUCCACAUCCUCUAUCAUGCACCUGUGCGCCAUCUCUCUGGACCGCUAUAUUGGUAUUCAUAAUCCAAUAAAGUACAGUCGCAGUAACUCGCCUUUCAAGGCCAAGCUCAAAAUCGUCACUGUGUGGACCAUAUCUAUAGUGCUGUCACUUCCCAUUCCGGUAAUGGGCUUCCAGGAUAAGCAGAAGGUGUUUGUGAACGAGACGUGUGCCCUGAAUGAGCCUCGCUUUGUUCUUGUCGGCUCUUUCAUAGCCUUCUUCCUUCCUCUGGUCAUCAUGGUGGUCUGCUACUACCUCACCCUCCGGGUUCUUCGUCAACAAAGCGCUGCCUUCCCGCAAGAGACCAAAAGAGUUUCAUCAGCCGAGAUAAGUGACACAGCUCUGCCUAACAACAAGCAGUUGUUACUCACAUUUUUACCCAAAAAACUUUCGUUUAGUAGCUCACGAGAUCAAGGUAGACGAGGAAUGAUGCAAGCGAUCAGAAAUGAGCAACGGGCCUCCAAAGUCUUGGGUGUCGUCUUUUUUUUCUUCCUGGUGAUGUGGUGUCCGUUCUUCAUCACCAACGUGCUGGUUGCCAUCUGUCAGGAGAGCUGCAGUGACCAUCUUCAUCAUCUCAUGAAUUUCUUUGUUUGGGUGGGAUACGUCUCCUCUGGUGUGAAUCCUCUGAUUUACACCCUCUUCAACAAGACAUACCGCAAUGCAUUCGUUCGCUACCUGCGAUGUAAAUAUCAUAACACGUCGCCAAAGACAAAGCAAGCUAGUUGCUGGUAAACCCAAUAAUUGAGAUUGUGUGGGAAAGGACAUUUGAGCUACUGUAUAAGAACAAAAGAUGGGAAGCUAUGCUAGCCUGAAAGGUUUGUUAAUCUGUUGUAAUCUGGAUGCAUUCUGAUUUAAAAACUUGUGAAACCCAGAAUGGAGGAAUAGUCUCAGUUUGAUCUGGGACACGCGAUUAAGGAUCCCCAAUGCAACCUGGAAGGGGAAAGAAGAGCAGGUGAUUGGGAUGUGUAGGGGUGAAUAUAAAGAUGACAAAGGGAGGAAAAAUUUAGAGGAAUAAAAGGUUGGGAUAGGACAGGUUGGAUUGAGAGAACAGUUUCUUUUUUUUAAACACACACCCUGUGAUGUUUUCUUACCUGUCCUGAUUUAACUGCACAGAUAUGUUUGUGGACUUCCUUUAAUCAGUUGGAAUCAACCGUGUUUACAUUUUGCUCCAGUUAAAGACUGUAUAAAUCCAACACUGAUGUCGCCGAUACAAAAUUGUAUGUAUUUAAGUGAAACAGCGACAUCAAGUGGUGAGAUUCAUUUAUGGACUGUGUUAUUAAUGGGCUACUACAAUGAAGAUGAUUGAUUUGAAAUACAAUGAUUAAAACACUUAGACAUUUUUAAACUAAUCCCACUAUAAAUACUUGAUCCUGUCUUUGUAUUUUUAUAUUCUGACACUGUGAACUGUAAAAAAUAAUAAUAAUAAUGUAUUCAAGUAAAUUUCUUUGUGGUCAAAUCUAAAAGGAGUAUUUUCAGGUCAAUAUUUUAAAAUUGA
Paramisgurnus dabryanus is the source of this 2381-nucleotide messenger RNA. Its product is annotated as 5-hydroxytryptamine receptor 2A. The record is from RefSeq and is a predicted model, not a curated record. Gene Ontology annotation, molecular function: neurotransmitter receptor activity; G protein-coupled serotonin receptor activity. Gene Ontology annotation, cellular component: plasma membrane; dendrite. Gene Ontology annotation, biological process: chemical synaptic transmission; serotonin receptor signaling pathway; phospholipase C-activating serotonin receptor signaling pathway. Lineage: Eukaryota; Metazoa; Chordata; Actinopteri; Cypriniformes; Cobitidae.